CCAUCAACCACGACCACGGCCGCGACAUGUCCGAUACCCUGAACCAGGCUAUCGUAGAAUAUAAAGUGUACUCAUUAGUGGUUCUGCUCACGAAAUCUUCUCGUCGAAGGCUCUCCAAAUAUGGGAUAUGAAACCGCCCUCGUACUAGGGAUCGCAGCAGUGUCUUUGUACGCUGUGUACCAAUACCAGUACAAACAACUCGACAAGAAAAUUCCCCCAGGCCCCCCCAGAGCUCCCAUCAUUGGAAACCUUUUCCAGGUUCCAUCACGCAAGCCGUAUUUGCAGUUCCGCAAAUGGGCACAAGAAUACGGGCCAGUUUACUCUCUUAGACUUGGUGGAUCGACUGUCAUCGUUCUCAACACCGCCGAAGCCGCACACGAGAUUCUGGACAACCGCGCCAAAACCUAUUCCAGUCGUACUCCCCCUCAUGUCGCCCACGAUAUCAUGAGUGACGGUCAACGAUUCGUGCUGUUGCCCUAUGAGAAAGAAUGGAAGGCGGCUAAGAAGACCAUCCAGACAAUCUUCAACACUACCACCGUCAAAGGCAUGCGUCCAACUCAGGAGCUCGAGUCUCGGAUUGUCCUUUGGGACUUGAUGCAACAUGGAGAACAUAGUCUUUCGACUAAAUACGACAGCAUGAAGGAAGAGGAAGCCCCCGAAACGCACUGGUUUGCUAUCCCUCGUCGCUACACGACGAGUGUUGCGAUGACUGCGAUUUAUGGUAUUCGCGUCAACCGUUUCGUCAACAACCCCAACCUCCACAAAGUCUACGAGAUCAUGUCGAACUUCGCGAUGCAAGCACAACCCGGGAAAUACCUUGCCGACUCCUUCCCCGUCGUCCGCAAAUUACCCGACUUCCUUGCUCCAUGGCGGGAUGCUGCUCGUAAGCUACAUGACUGGGAAAUGGGUCUGUACGGAGGUCUCGUUGAUCUCUGCAAGUCCGAUCUCUUGGCAGGCAAAGAGCACGUUACCAACUAUGUUACCACCUACCUCAGGCAGCGUCUUGAAGCCGGUAUCCAAGAUGCUCCUGGUAAAGGCGUCCGUGAAGAUGGUCAUUUGACUGACAAACUUCUCGCCUACACUGCUGGUACUAUCCUCGAAGGAGGAUCCGAUACCUCGGCCACGACAAUGCAGAAUUUCUUGAUGUUCAUGGCUUCCCAUCCCCACUUCCUACACAAGUGUGUCGAGGAAAUCGACGCUGUUGUUGGAGAAGACCGUAUGCCAGACUUUGAAGACGAGUUCAAAUUACCAUACUUACGGGCAUGCAUUAAGGAGACCCUCAGGCGCAGACCCCCCACUAUCAUGGGUAUCGCUCACUCUUCCGACGAAGAUGAUUACUACGAGGGUUACUUGAUUCCCAAAAACUCUCAGGUCAUCGGCAAUGUCUGGACUAUCCACAUGGACCCCAAAACCUACACAAACCCUUUUGCAUUCAACCCAGAGCGAUUCUUGCAGAAGGACGAGGAAAAGAACACAUGGGCUAGUGGGCCCAACUACAAGGACCGCGUACACUACGUUUUCGGAUGGGGAAGACGUUUCUGUCCCGGUCACGAUAUUGCAGAAGCUUCCCUCUUCAUUGUUCUCUCUCGUAUCCUUUGGGCAUUCAAUCUCAAAACCAGGAAAGACUCCGUCACUGGAGCGGACAUCCUCCCUGAUAUGAACGACGAGUCGUCAUUCACAGAUGGUUUCGUCUCCAUCCCCAAGAUCUACCCUCUCGCCUUCAUUCCCCGAACGGAGAAGAAGGCUGCGAUGAUUCGCAAGGCUUUCACCGAUGCUCAAGAUCAAUGGGAGCUCCUUGGUAUGGACCCCGAUGAACGGUGAAGGGCAUAUUUGGCGCUACUAUAUUCAACGCUCGCACAAAAGGUGUCGGUGUACCACGAACAGUUUGGCCGUAGGCCAUUUCACGACUUUUUGUAAAUGUGUACUUCGAAGUAGAUCUGGCGCUUCUAACUUAGGUCUAGAUGUUUUUAAUGUGGCAAAUACUAAGUUGCUGAGAAUAUAAAUACCUA
Molecule: messenger RNA, 2009 nt
Organism: Marasmius oreades (fairy-ring Marasmius)
Lineage: Eukaryota; Fungi; Basidiomycota; Agaricomycetes; Agaricales; Marasmiaceae
Exons: 8
Coding region: 121-1821 (566 amino acids)
Molecular function (GO): heme binding; iron ion binding; oxidoreductase activity, acting on paired donors, with incorporation or reduction of molecular oxygen
Source: RefSeq, a predicted model, not a curated record